AUGUCUUCGUUUUUACUUUGUGGUCUAGUUGCCGCAUACCUUACUCUUACCACUGGAACCAUUGUGCCAGCGAGAUCGACAGGAAAUGCAUCAUGGCCUUAUCACACUUUCAAGACCGCAAAUUUCACGCCACCAUAUCUCGAAUUCUCCCAGAAGGCUUCGUCGUCGGAUGACUUUCUCUUCAUUGCACCUGAUGGAGCGACAGCUUUCCAGAAGGCACCUGUCAUCAUGACAGGCCAGGGCGAGCUUGUCUGGAACGGCCCCUUACAGCAUGCUUUCAGCUUUGGUGUUCAAACGUAUGCUGGCGAGAGAGUUUUAGUUGGAUGGAACGGAUCUUCCUUUCCAGAACCCGUGGGCAGGGGCAACGGUGUGGWGACUCUCUGGAACAAACAAUAUCAGCAGAUUGCAGAGGUAAAAUUGCCUGGCAACUUUCUGGAGCUCACCCCUGGAAAUCGCUUCGCCAGUAAUAUUGAUCUCCACGAAAUCUUCAUCACGCGGGAGGAUACCAUGGUGGUCACCGCGAACAAUGUUACUCAAGCUGACCUCUCGUCCGUGGGCGGCGGAGCGGAUGGCUGGAUUGUCGAAGCUCAGGUUUACGAGAUUGACAUUGCAACAAACGAGGUCCUCUUUGAGUGGAAGAGUCUUGAUCAUCUUGACACUUUACCACUAAGUGCAUCGGUCUACCCUCUUGGAAGUGAAGGCUACGAUGGCCUGAGCCAAGAGACUGCCUGGGGAUACUUCCACAUCAAUGCUGCUUCCAAAUUCCACGAUGGCUACAUUUUAAGCUCCCGAUACCUUUCUACUGCUAUUGUGAUAGAUUCACGCGGAGAGGUCAAGUGGCGACUGCAGGGUAUAAACGGCGGCGACUUCACUCUGGGAGACGGAGCCGACUUUCGAUACCAGCACCACAUCAGAGUGGUUGAGGAACACAACAAUACCUGCAUCACAAUACGACUGCAUGAUAACCACAAUUGCCCAAUUGACAAUAACACAGUUCCUGCUWCGGGAAAACUCAUCACCGUCAAUCUGGAGACGAAGGAGGCGACUUUGGUUCAGAAGUUCCUCAACGAGACUGGUCCMAUUUACCCGACUGCUCAGGGGAGUUUCCAAGAAAUGAAGAACGGCAACUAUUUCACUGGACACGGGUGGAUACCUGUACUUGAGGAGUUCUCUGCAAAUGGUGAGGUGCUCAAUACGAUUCAGUUCGGAGAGGCGGUAAGAAGAGAAGGGGGAGGAUUCGAGAGCGGAGGUAGAGGCACCCUUUCGUAUCGAGCUUUCAAGCAAGCAUGGACCGGCUGCCCUUUGACGAAGCCUUCCGUUGCCGUGGAGUCUACUGGAAAGGACACAGCUUCCCAAGGGACUAGAGUGUUUGUUAGUUGGAACGGAGCUACGGAGGUUGAUGGUUGGACCAUUUACGGCGGGAACAAAACUUUAUCCCCUCUGGCUAACGUGAGAAAGACUGGGUUUGAGACGAUGUUUGACUUGCCGAACGUGCAGUUCGUACAAGUGAAGCCCGAAUGGAGGCGGCGUGCGGGCUGCGGGCAUGAAGAAGCGAGGUCGGAUGUGGUGUCCGUGAAUGGAGAAAUGCAUAAAUUGAUAUCGGAAAUGAUCAGCGCAUGUAAAGAGAGAGUGCUUCAAUAG
Messenger RNA from Ramularia collo-cygni, 1641 nucleotides. RefSeq lists its product as uncharacterized. Bases 1 to 1641 code for a protein of 546 amino acids. The transcript has 2 exons. The record is from RefSeq and is a predicted model, not a curated record. Lineage: Eukaryota; Fungi; Ascomycota; Dothideomycetes; Mycosphaerellales; Mycosphaerellaceae.